AUGCCUCGUUCCAAGCGUGCCCGCGUCGUGCACGAGUCCAAGACCACCAAAAAGUCCCACAAGGAACAGACCCGUCGCCUGUACGCUAACAUCCGGGAAUGCAUUGAGAAGUACGACCACCUGUUCGUCUUCGGCGUGGACAACAUGCGCAACACCUAUCUGAAGGAUGUCCGUACCGAGUUCGCCGAUAGCCGUCUCUUCUUCGGCAAAACCAAGGUCAUGGCCGUCGCUCUGGGCCACAACCCCGAAAACGAAGCCGCGCCCAACCUCCACAAACUCAACCCCUACCUCACCGGCGCCGUCGGUCUCCUCUUCACCUCCCGCGACCCUCAAUCCGUGACCGACUACUUCGAGUCCUUCCGGCCGCUUGACUUCGCCCGCUCCGGGACAGUUAGUACCCGGGCGUUCUCGAUCCCCAACGGCCAGGACGAGCCGCUCAGCCAUACCAUUGAGCCGGAGUUGCGUAAACUCGGUGUCCCGACUCGGUUGGUUAAGGGCAAGGUCAUGCUGGAGUUGACGGAGGGUCAGGAGGGAUUCCCCGUUUGCAGGGAGGGAGAGGUGCUGGAUUCGAGGCAGACGACGUUGUUGAAGAUGUUUGGGGUUGUUAUGGCUGAGUUCCAUGUUGCGUUGAAGGCUCAUUGGACGAGGGAGUCUGGGGAGGUGGAGAUUCUGGAGAAGGAUGAGGCUGGUAUGGAGGUUGAGUAA
This is a messenger RNA of Aspergillus niger, 705 nucleotides long. RefSeq lists its product as uncharacterized. Gene Ontology annotation, biological process: ribosomal large subunit assembly; ribosomal large subunit biogenesis; rRNA processing. The coding region runs from base 1 to 705 and encodes 234 amino acids. Gene Ontology annotation, cellular component: nucleolus; preribosome, large subunit precursor. The transcript has 3 exons. NCBI's taxonomy places the organism in Eukaryota, Fungi, Ascomycota, Eurotiomycetes, Eurotiales, Aspergillaceae. The record is from RefSeq and is a predicted model, not a curated record. Gene Ontology annotation, molecular function: RNA binding.